AUGAAACUGAAAGUUACUGGACCAGGGAUUAAUCAGAUCGUUACUUUGAAACAGGAUGCGACAGUGAGUGACCUCAUUGAACAAACCGGUUUAGAUGUUAAAACGUUGAGGUUUGGAUACCCCCCUCAAAAGAUUGAUUUGCAACAGGAAGGCGCUACCUUGAGACAAACUCAGCUGGACGAUUUGGGUAUUAACUCUGGCGAGAAGGUCAUAUUGGAGACCUGCGAUAAUAACGAAAACUUCAGGAUGUCACCACCACAGCCCAAACCAAAGAGGGUGUUAAAAAACACGGAAAUGUCCAUUGGUGGCAAUGGAAAAGACGUUUUAUCAGUUCAUCCCGUUCCUGACGAUAACUCAUGCCUUUUCCAUGCUAUUGCCUAUGGUAUCUUUAAACAAGAUAAUGUUCGUGCCCUUAGAGAGAUGGUUUCCAAGGAGAUCUUGGAUAACCCCGUCAAAUUCAGUGACGCUAUAUUGGAUAAACCUAACCAGGAAUAUGCGCGAUGGAUAUUGAAAAUGGAGUCAUGGGGUGGAGCCAUCGAGAUCGGUAUCAUAUCUGAUGCUCUUGCAGUAGCCAUUUAUGUAGUGGACAUUGAUGCUGUCAAGAUUGAAAAGUUCAAUGAGGACAAGUUCGAUAAUUACAUUUUGAUUCUGUUCAAUGGAAUUCAUUAUGACUCCUUGGCCAUGAACGAACUUAAAACUGUUUUCGACAAGAAGAACCAGCCGGAAUCAGAUGAUGUUCUUACAGCAGCUUUGCAACUCGCCUCAAAUUUGAAGCAAACUGGCUAUUCCUUCAACACUCACAAGGCCCAGAUUAAAUGCAACACAUGUCAAAUGGCCUUUGUAGGUGAGAGAGAGGUUGCUAGGCACGCAGAAUCUACGGGACACGUUGAUUUUGGCCAGAAUAAAUAA
Saccharomyces mikatae IFO 1815 is the source of this 909-nucleotide messenger RNA. It is a transcript of the gene OTU1, whose product is annotated as ubiquitin-specific protease OTU1. Bases 1 to 909 code for a protein of 302 amino acids. Lineage: Eukaryota; Fungi; Ascomycota; Saccharomycetes; Saccharomycetales; Saccharomycetaceae. The record is from RefSeq and is a predicted model, not a curated record. Gene Ontology annotation, biological process: protein deubiquitination; endoplasmic reticulum unfolded protein response. Gene Ontology annotation, molecular function: cysteine-type deubiquitinase activity. The transcript has a single exon. Gene Ontology annotation, cellular component: cytosol; nucleus.